GCGCCCUCCCGGAUCCCGGCUCCGGGAGAAGAGGCUGCGCGCUGCUGUUUGGGGAGGGGGUGUGUGGAACCGGUCCCGCGUCCGCAGUGGCUGCUGUCUGGGGGGUCGCCGGGUCGCCGAGGUGCCGAGACACUACUGGGGGGCCGAGCAGAUAACGGGGUCCGGGCGUCUGGUGUGUGAACACCCCAGGGUUUGUGGAUGCACUUAGAUGUUUGCAAUGAGCACUGUGGCUGGCAUGCCCCAGUGUUUUGGAUACCAAUGCAUAGGACUCCAUAGUAAUCGAAUUUACCAGAGGCGAACGUCAUGAGCAUAGUGAUCCCAUUGGGGGUUGAUACAGCAGAAGCAUCACACUUGGAAAUGGCUGCAGGCUCAGAACCAGAAUCUGUAGAAGCUAGCCCUGUGGUAGUUGAGAAAUCCAACAGUUAUCCCCACCAGUUAUAUACCAGCAGCUCACAUCAUUCACACAGUUACAUUGGUUUGCCCUAUGCGGACCAUAAUUAUGGUGCUCGUCCUCCUCCAACACCUCCAGCUUCCCCUCCUCCAUCAGUUCUUAUUAGCAGAAAUGAAGUAGGCAUAUUUACCACUCCUAAUUUUGAUGAAACUUCCAGUGCUACUACUAUCAGCACGUCUGAGGAUGGAAGUUACGGUACUGAUGUAACCAGGUGCAUAUGUGGUUUUACACAUGAUGAUGGAUACAUGAUCUGUUGUGACAAAUGCAGUGUUUGGCAACAUAUUGACUGCAUGGGGAUCGACAGGCAGCAUAUUCCUGAUACAUAUCUAUGUGAACGUUGUCAGCCUAGGAGUCUGGAUAAAGAGAGGGCAGUGCUACUACAACGCCGGAAAAGGGAAAAUAUGUCAGAUGGUGAUACCAGUGCAACAGAGAGUGGUGAUGAAGUCCCCGUGGAGCUGUACACUGCAUUCCAGCACACACCCACCUCAGUUACUCUAACUACAUCCAGAGCUUCCACAGGCAAUGAUAAAAGGAGGAAAAAAAGUGGGGAGAAGGAGCAAAACAUCUCAAAAUGUAAAAAGGCCUUCCGUGAAGGAUCUAGAAAGUCAUCAAGAGUUAAGGGUUCAGCUCCAGAAAUUGAUCCUUCAUCUGAUGGUUCAAAUUUCGGAUGGGAAACAAAAAUCAAAGCAUGGAUGGAUCGGUAUGAAGAGGCAAAUAAUAAUCAGUACAGCGAGGGUAUUCAGAGGGAGGCACAAAGAAUAGCUCUGAGAUUAGGCAGUGGAACUGACAAAAAAGACCUGAGUAAAACAGAAUUGAACAUCAGUAAUUUACUCUUCAAACCUCCUGUAGAGAGCCAUAUACAAAAGAAUAAGAAAAUUCUGAAAUCUGCCAAAGAUUUGCCUGCAGAUGCACUUAUCAUUGAAUAUAGAGGGAAGUUUAUGCUAAGAGAACAGUUUGAAGCAAAUGGGUAUUUCUUUAAAAGACCAUAUCCUUUUGUUUUAUUCUAUUCUAAAUUUCAUGGGCUAGAAAUGUGUGUUGAUGCAAGGACUUUUGGGAAUGAGGCUCGAUUCAUCAGGCGUUCUUGUACUCCCAAUGCAGAGGUGAGGCAUGAAAUUGAAGAAGGAACCAUACAUCUUUAUAUUUAUUCUAUCCAGAGUAUUCCAAAGGGUACUGAAAUUACUAUUGCCUUUGAUUUUGACUAUGGGAAUUGCAAGUAUAAGGUGGACUGUGCAUGCCUCAAGGAAAACCCAGAGUGCCCUGUUCUGAAACGUAGUUCUGAAUCCACGGAAAACAUCAACAGUGGUUAUGAGACCAGAAGGAAAAAAGGAAGAAAAGACAAGGAUAUUUCAAAGGAAAAAGAUAUACAAAAUCAGAAUAUGACUUUGGAUUCUGAAGGAACAACCAACAAAAUAAAGAGCUCAGAAACAAAACAGAGAAAGCUUUCUCCCCUGAGAUUAUCAGUGUCAAAUAAUCAGGAACCAGAUUUUAUUGAUGAAAUAGAAGAAAAAACUCCUAUUAGCAAUGAAGUAGAAAUGGAGUCAGAGGAGCAGAUUGCAGAAAGGAAAAGGAAGAUGACCAGAGAAGAAAGGAAAAUGGAAGCAAUUUUGCAAGCUUUUGCCAGACUUGAAAAAAGAGAGAAGAGAAGAGAACAAGCCUUGGAAAGGAUCAGCACCGCCAAAACAGAAGUCAAAGCUGAAUGUAAAGACACUCAGGUCACCAGUGAUGCUGAGGUUAAUCAGGAACAAGCAAAAGAAGAAACUGCUAACAAGCCAGCCCCUGCCAAAGUAAAUAGAACUAAACAGAGAAAAAGCUUUUCUCGCAGUAGGACUCACAUCGGACAGCAGCGGCGGAGACACAGAACCGUCAGCAUGUGCUCCGACAUCCAGCCGUCCUCUCCCGACAUCGAGGUCACAUCACAGCAAAACGAUGUUGAAAACACUGUGCUCGUAAUAGAACCAGAGACUGAAACUGCAGUAGCAGAAAUAAUCACUGAAACUGAAGUCCCAGCACUCACUAAAUGUUCUACGAAGUACCCCAAAACAAAGAAGCACUUGGUCAGUGAAUGGUUAAGUGAGAAGAAUGAGAAGACAGGAAAACUCUCAGACACUCUUUCCGAAAAGCCUCUGCGGAUAACUACAGAUCCGGAAGUGUUAGCCACACAGCUCAAUUCUCUACCAGGCCUCACAUACAGCCCUCACGUGUACUCUACCCCCAAGCAUUACAUUAGGUUUACUUCACCAUUCCUUUCUGAAAAAAGGAGGAGGAAAGAACCUACUGACAACGCUUCUGGCUCAUGCAAAAAGCGAUGGUUAAAACAGGCUCUGGAAGAAGAAAACUCAACAGUUUUACAUAGAUUCAGCUCACCCUGUCAAGAAAGAUCCAGAAGUCCUACAGUCAAUGGUGAAAAUAAAAGCCCAUUCCUAUUAAAUGAUAGCUGUUCCCUUCCAGAUUUAACAACACCACUAAAAAAACGAAGACUUUAUCAAUUGCUAGAUUCUGUUUACUCAGAAACCUCCACACCUACUCCUUCACCGUAUGCCACACCAACUCAUGCAGACAUUACUCCUACGGACCCAUCAUUUGCCACUCCUCCACGGGUAAAGUCAGAUGAUGAAACCUGUAGAAACGGUUAUAAACCCAUAUAUUCACCAGUCACCCCGGUAACCCCAGGCACACCAGGAAACACCAUGCACUUUGAGAAUAUUUCUUCCCCAGAAAGUUCUCCAGAAAUAAAGAGACGCACUUACAGUCAAGAGGGAUAUGACAGAUCUUCAACCCUGUUAGCACUGGGGCCUUUCAGAAAUUCCGGUCUAACUGAGCUGGGGCUGCAAGAAAUAAAGACUAUUGGCUACGCCAGCCCGAGGAGCAGGGAGAAGGAGCCCGCCGCGGACCUGCACCUGGGGCUGGACGCAGGGGAGCCGGCCGCCCUGCUCAAGGCCGCCGAGGCGCCCGAGCCCGCCGGCCCGCUGGACGCCAGCCAGCCAGGCCGGGCCGCGCCCUACGCGCCCUGGGUGAAGAGCCCCGACGGGAGCGGGCUGGGCUUCCCGGUGAACUCCAACCUGCGGGACCUGACGCCCUCGCACCAGCUGGAGGUCGGCGGCGGCUUCCGCGUGAGCGAGACCAAGUGCCUGCUGCAGGAGGACGCCAGAGCCGUGUUCAUGGACACAGCCGUGUUCUGUCCCUCGGAGGACGGGCUCGUCUCGGCCUUCGGACGGACCGUGCACGACGCUCUGAUGGACGGGAACUGCACACCUCAGAACCCGCCGCAGAAGAAAAAGGUUUCCCUUCUAGAGUACCGCAAGAGACAGCGGGAGGCCAGGAGGAGCGGCUCCAGGCCCGACAGCUGCUCGCUGCUCGGAGCGCUGCCGGGCGCGGGCGCGGGCACGGGCGCGGGCCUGGGCGGCGAAGGCUGCGCGCAGGGCCAGGGCGGCGGGGAGCAGGCGGAGCAGGGCGCCGGGCCCCCGCCCCCCGCCGCGUCCAGCGCUGCCGAGGAGACGGGCAGCGACUGCCCGGCCAAGGACGCCGCUGCCGGCGACAAGCCCGAACCGGAAGUGCAGUGGACGGCCUCGACCUCGGUGGAACAGGUGAGAGAGCGGAGCUACCAGAGGGCGUUGCUGCUCAGCGACCACAGGAAGGACAAGGACAGCGGGGGAGAGUCACCAUGUGUCUCAUGUUCACCGAGCCAUGUUCAGUCUUCACCUUCAUCUCAUUCAAAUCACAUUCCCCAGUUGCCAGCUAAGGGCUUCGGCCCGCGCAGUGAGCUCGCGGAAGACCCCGACCCCGAAAACCCCGAACCCACGGCCACCAGUGAAUGUCCGUCCCCAGACACGGCUCAAAACACUUGCAAAAGCCCUUCGAAAGUGAACAAGCCUGGCUCCCCGGGACCCGGAACCCCAGCGCCGCCGCCGCCGCCGCCGCCACAGCAGCAGCAGCAGCACGGGAAGCCGCUCUCCAAGCCCGAGCCCCCCUGGGAGGCGGCGGAGCCCGAGCUGGGCGCCCCGCUGCGGCCCGAGCCGCCCAAGCCAGCGGCGGGCAGCGCCCCGGGCCCGGGCAAGAGCCAGCGGCCGCCCUGCCCGCCGUCCCCGCCCGCGCCGCUCGGCUACCCGCCCCCGUCCCCCAAGCCGCCCGCGCCGCUCGGCUCCCCGUUCCGGCCGCACCACACCCAGCUGCCCCCGGUCGGGGCCCCGCCGCCCCGGGAGCCGCCCCGGAGCUUCUACCCCGCGGGCCAGAGCCUGCCCGGCGCGCAGCCCCAGCCGCAGCCGCAGCCGCAGCCACAGCCGCAGCCGGCCGCGGGCGCCCUCUUCCCGCCGCCGCCCGCCGUGCAGCCGCAGCCGCAGCCGCAGCCCCAGUCGCCCGCGCCCUACGCCGCCUUCAGCCAGCCCGGCCUGGGCCCCGCCGCGCCGCCGCCCCCACCCCCGCCCCCGCCGCCGCCCGCCACCUCGUCCUACUUCCCGAGCCCGCAGCCCGCCGCCGCCUUCCCCAACUACGCGCCGCCCAAAGGCGGCCUCGCCCAGCAAGGCGCCUUCCCCGCCGGGCCCGGGCCCGCGCUGCCCGCCGCCGCCGCCCCCCACUUCCUGGCGGCCGCCGCCGCCCCGCCGCCCCCUCCGCCCCCGCCGCCCGCGCCCGCGCCGCACCUCGCACCGCAGCCCGGCUCGCACCAGCAGCACCCGGUGGCCCACGUGGUGGGCCCGGUCCACGCCGUCACGCCCGCGCCGCACCUGCACGCACAGCCCGCGGGCCACCACCUGCCGCCGCCCCCGCCGCCGCCGGGCCCCGCGCCGCACCACCACCCGCCGCCCCACCCCGCGCCCGGCCUGCAAGCGCUGCCCGCGCCCCCGCCGCCGCCGCCGCCGCCGCCGCCGCCGCCGCCGCCGCCCGCCCUGCACCACCCGCCACACCAGCACCAGGGCGCCCCGCUCUUCCCUGCAACCGCACCGCCCUACCCCGCGCCCGCCUCGCACCACGCCGCUCUGGGCCCCGGACCCCAACACCAGCCGUCCGCGUCAGGGCCACACUGUCCACUGCCCGUCGCGGGUCCUCAUCUCCAGCCCCAAGGACCAAACAGUAUUCCAACGCCCACCGCUGCCGGGUUCUGUCCGCACCCCGGCUCCGUGGCCCUGCCACACGGGGUGCAGGGACCUCAGCAGGCGUCGCCGGUGCCGGGGCAGAUUCCCAUGCACAGAGCACAGGUGCCACCGACAUUUCAGAACAGUUACCAUGGCUCGGGGUGGCAUUAGAACGGACUCGUUUCAGAAACAUUUUUUAAAAUGUUGUGUAUAAACUGUAUAUUUCAUAUGUACCUAUCAAGGUACUUUUUAAAGCUUGUACAUGAAACUUUGUAUAAAAAACCAGUGCUCUUUCAUUGUAUUUUCCCCACUUUUGCUUUUUAAAAUUUCUUUUAAAAUGUGCUAUUAAACCAGUAUUAGGUAUCUUUAUUUUGUAAGUGAACAUUCCAGCUGUUCUUUUGGCAGUAGAUUUGAUGCUACAUGAUCUUUAAAUUUUAUUGUUGCACUUAAUUCAUUUAGUGGAUGUCUAUUAUUUUAUACAUAUGCAUUAAGUACACAGCUACGUAAUGGCACUAUGAGGAUUUUCUUUCCGGCGGUUCAGCAGUUCUGUGAGAGUGCAUCUUAGGUAUAAAAAUGCAAUACAGAUUUUUUUAUAGUUUGGUGUGGAUAUGGCUCAUUUUGUCCUAUCAGUUAUUUCCGAGCAAAGUGUAAUUUACUGUAUAGAUAAUUUCUAAUGUCCCUGACAAACUGUAAAUACUACAUUUCUUUUGCGUAUAUAAUUGCUUACUGCUUUUUUUUUUUCAUUUGAUACAUAGCAUUGUACAUAUGACAGGUCUUUUGCAAAACUGUGUGAUCUUUGUGAAAGUAGUACAGUAUAUGAUCUUUAAUUUCUUUUUUAUUUUAAAUAUACUGUCACAUUGAAGCACUGGUUGGGCAUUUUAAUUCAUGUUAAUAAAUCACAAUUAUGUCAGUUUUACCAAA
Molecule: messenger RNA, 6438 nt
Organism: Cavia porcellus (domestic guinea pig)
Lineage: Eukaryota; Metazoa; Chordata; Mammalia; Rodentia; Caviidae
Gene: Kmt2e
Product: lysine methyltransferase 2E (inactive)
Exons: 26
Coding region: 304-5688 (1794 amino acids)
Biological process (GO): regulation of DNA-templated transcription
Cellular component (GO): Rpd3L-Expanded complex; Set3 complex
Source: RefSeq, a predicted model, not a curated record